This is a messenger RNA of Populus nigra (black poplar), 1167 nucleotides long. RefSeq lists its product as uncharacterized. The coding region runs from base 111 to 884 and encodes 257 amino acids. NCBI's taxonomy places the organism in Eukaryota, Viridiplantae, Streptophyta, Magnoliopsida, Malpighiales, Salicaceae. The transcript is spliced from 2 exons. The record is from RefSeq and is a predicted model, not a curated record.
GUUUACCUAGUAAAAUAUUCAGGUCCUAUAAGAAGUUGCCUUCUCUCCCAUUCUCUACUUCUCUCAAGACAUACAUCCCUUCAACUGAUAUAGACAAUAAAUAAAGAAAAAUGGAAGAUCACUGCAGUCUUCUUAACUGGUCAUGCUUCUACCAGGAUGAGGGGAUUGAAGACAUAAGGCAUCAUCUCCUGUAUACUACAGAACUUGAAACAGCAAUUGUAUCGGCAAAGGAGGAGAUAGCAAGAAGAGAAAUUGAGAUAUUCCACCUCAAAAAUCUUUUGAGCAGGACAGUUAAGGAAAGAAAUGACGCCCAGAUACAAUGCCGGAAACUAGUUUUGGACAAAUUAUCCUUCGAGCAACAACUGCUGCAAAAUCAGCAGCAGCAGCAGGAAAUGCAGCAAUUGAAGCAAGAAUCUGCUUCACUCGCUAUAACUUACAGCAGUGAAGAUGAAUCCAAGGCUACUGAUUCCAACAAUCACAUCAGCUCUCCUGAUUCUAGCAAAGUCAUUGUUCCCUCGCAGUUUAGUGACCCAAUUCCUCAGCAACCAUCGCAAUCAUCACUUCCAGAUGUGAUACUUAAGUUAGCAGCAGACAAAGCACUUCCAGAGAAAGGGAAACUCUUGCAGGCAGUGAAGGAAGCCGGUCCGCUCCUCCAGACCCUUCUCCUGGCUGGACCACUCCCUCAAUGGCAGCACCCACCUCCCCAAUUAGACUCCAUCGAGAUCCCACCAGUAACCAUUUGUUCCCCAACAUCUCGGCUAAUACACGAAGACUCUUUCAACAGUUUCACUUCUUGUUUGAGCAAGAAGAGGGAUCGAGACUUCGGCGAACGUCCUGAUUCUUCUUCACCUGCCACCAAGUAUCAGAAAGUUGUCCUCCAUUAACCAAAACCUUAGUUCUUACACAUAGUUCUCUAGUACUGUGGUGCAUCCAUCCUUUUCAUUACUGUUAAUCAUGACAAGGAAAGCAACUGGAAACGGAUGGCCUAGCUAUUAUGCAUCAGUUUGGAAUUUGUAAACUACUUUUGUCUUAGAUAUUAAUGAUUCUAACUUCUAUGGAAAGUCAGAUGGAGACUAGAGUACUACUGUAUAAUGUGAAAAUGGGUACUGAAUUCUCCAUGUUAGCUGGAAAAUUUUGUAUCAAUAUAUUGCUUUUCUUUCACACAAA